Messenger RNA from Geodia barretti, 1187 nucleotides. NCBI's taxonomy places the organism in Eukaryota, Metazoa, Porifera, Demospongiae, Tetractinellida, Geodiidae. The record is from the annotation of a GenBank genome assembly.
UACGGGACACAUGGGGAGGACCCUGCUUUAUACCCCAGUGAUUGGGUCCACGCAGACUAUGCUCACGGGGAACUUGGUGUUCACUCGGGCUCUGAGACCAGAGAUGGGUGUGGUUUGUGUGGCUGGUCAGCAGACCCAGGGAAGAGGGAGGCACGACAAUGCCUGGCUGUCUCCCAAGGGUUGUAUGAUGUUCUCAUGUCCACUAGCACUGAGACCUCGGUCACACCUCCUCGCUCACCUCUCCCUCCUCCAGCACAUCGUGGCCCUCUCUGUCGUCACCGCCAUUCGUACUGCACCAGGAUACGAAGAGCUGCCGGUGUGUAUCAAGUGGCCCAACGAUAUCUACUACCAGAAUAGAGUGAAGCUUGGUGGAGUCUUGGUGUCUGUCUUCUCUGCCAGCGACCCAACCUCUCCCACCACUGCAGUCAUUGGUUGUGGUGUGAAUGUGAGCAACAAGUACCCGACCAUGUCUGUCAAUGACUGCAUACAGCUACACAACAACACCACACACAGCAGCAGCAGUACCAGUAGCAGUAGUAGAGGUGGUGGUAUAAUUCUUCCACCGUUCACCGUGGAGGCUCUGCUAGCUCUGUCCCUCAACCGUCUGGAGAGGUACCUCAGUCUCUACGAGCACUCUGGGAUGUCCGCCAUUGAGACAGACUACUACCACUACUGGCUACACAAGGAUGCAGUGGUACAACUGGGCAGUCACGCCAAUGAGGAGGUGACAGUGAGAGGUAUUGACCAGUUUGGCUACCUAAGAGUGGUCACACAGACUGGGGAGGAACUGAACCUCAGACCUGACGGAAACAGCUUCGACAUCAUGAACAACCUCAUUGUCAUGAAGUAACUCAUCUCCUCUGUGUUGCAUGUGACUUAACACUGUGUAUGUUCGAAAUGAAUUAGGUGUUUUCAAUUUCCGUGUUAUGCCGAGUUUUGUAAACAUUUUGGUUUUUACUUGCUUAGUUUCAGUUCACGCCACUUUAAGUACAGCGGAACCUCCGAAUAAUGGGACAAGGUACUUUUGUCCUUUAUAUAUAGGGAAGUUGUCCUCUUUGGAAUAGAACUUCGAAGUGUGUCCUUUAUUGAUAGGUUUAUUUUUCUUUUAUUUGGAGUGUCCUUUAUCAUAGCCGCUACUGUAUAACAACAGACGCAUUUGUAGCACGCAUAAAAAAUAAUGAUGAUUA